Pterocles gutturalis (yellow-throated sandgrouse) is the source of this 2719-nucleotide messenger RNA. RefSeq names its product disks large homolog 1. The transcript is spliced from 15 exons. Gene Ontology annotation, molecular function: protein binding. NCBI's taxonomy places the organism in Eukaryota, Metazoa, Chordata, Aves, Pterocliformes, Pteroclidae. Bases 236 to 1759 code for a protein of 507 amino acids. Gene Ontology annotation, cellular component: neuromuscular junction; postsynaptic density membrane; neuron projection. The record is from RefSeq and is a predicted model, not a curated record. Gene Ontology annotation, biological process: neurotransmitter receptor localization to postsynaptic specialization membrane; chemical synaptic transmission.
UGGUUUCAGUAUUGCUGGUGGUGUAGGAAAUCAGCAUAUACCUGGAGACAACAGCAUCUAUGUAACCAAAAUCAUUGAAGGCGGGGCAGCACAUAAAGAUGGCAAACUUCAGAUUGGAGACAAACUUUUAGCUGUGAACAGUGUUUGCUUAGAAGAAGUUACUCAUGAAGAAGCAGUGACUGCCUUAAAAAACACAUCUGACUUUGUUUAUCUGAAAGUUGCAAAACCCACCAGCAUGUUCAUGAAUGACAGUUAUGCCCCUCCUGACAUCACAAACUCUUAUUCUCAGCCGGUGGAUAACCAUAUCACUCCAUCUGCCUACUUGGGACAGUCCCUGCCCCCAGCAUCACCAGGGCGAUAUUCACCAAUUCCCAAGGGAAUGCUUGGGGAUGAUGAGAUUACCAGGGAGCCUCGAAAGGUCAUCCUGCAUCGAGGAUCAACAGGUCUUGGUUUCAACAUUGUUGGAGGAGAAGAUGGAGAAGGAAUUUUCAUCUCUUUCAUCCUUGCAGGAGGGCCAGCUGACCUGAGUGGAGAGCUUAGGAAAGGAGAUCGUAUAAUUUCUGUAAAUGGAGUAGAUCUAAAAGCAGCAACCCAUGAACAGGCAGCAGCAGCCCUCAAGAACGCAGGCCAAGCCGUAACUAUUGUAGCUCAGUACCGUCCAGAAGAAUACAGUCGUUUCGAAGCUAAAAUACAUGACUUACGGGAACAGAUGAUGAACAGUAGCAUUAGUUCAGGAUCAGGAUCUUUGCGAACCAGUCAGAAGAGAUCCCUAUAUGUCAGAGCUCUUUUUGAUUAUGACAAGACUAAAGAUAGCGGCCUUCCAAGUCAGGGAUUGAACUUCAAAUUUGGCGAUAUUCUCCAUGUCAUUAAUGCUUCUGAUGAUGAAUGGUGGCAAGCACGGCAGGUAACUCCAGAUGGAGAAAGUGAUGAAAUUGGAGUUAUCCCAAGCAAACGCAGAGUUGAGAAAAAAGAACGAGCCCGGUUAAAGACAGUGAAAUUCAAUUCCAAAACAAGAGGAGAUAAAGGGUCAUUCAAUGACAAGCGUAAAAAGAACCUCUUUUCCCGAAAAUUUCCCUUCUACAAGAACAAGGACCAGAGUGAGCAGGAAACCAGUGAUAUUGACCGUGGCCAAGAGGAAUAUGUCUUGUCAUAUGAACCCGUCAAUCAACAAGAAGUUAAUUACACUCGACCGGUGAUUGUUUUGGGACCCAUGAAGGACAGAAUAAAUGAUGAUCUGAUCUCAGAAUUUCCAGACAAGUUUGGCUCAUGUGUUCCACAUACUACUAGACCAAAACGAGAUUAUGAGGUGGAUGGACGUGAUUACCAUUUUGUCACUUCUCGAGAACAAAUGGAGAAGGAUAUUCAGGAUCACAAAUUCAUUGAAGCUGGCCAGUACAAUAAUCAUCUUUAUGGAACAAGUGUCCAGUCAGUGCGAGAAGUAGCAGAAAAGGGUAAACAUUGCAUUCUUGAUGUGUCUGGUAAUGCGAUCAAAAGGUUGCAGAUUGCCCAGCUGUACCCAAUCUCCAUUUUUAUUAAACCGAAAACAGUGGAAAAUAUCAUGGAAAUGAAUAAACGCUUAACGGAAGAGCAAGCCAGGAAGACCUUUGAGAGAGCCAUGAAACUGGAGCAAGAAUUUACUGAACACUUCACAGCUAUUGUCCAAGGAGACACACUGGAAGAAAUCUACAACCAAGUGAAACAGAUCAUAGAGGAACAGUCUGGGCCUUACAUCUGGGUUCCAGCAAAGGAAAAAUUAUGAAAACAGAUCUUUAUUUUUCAUAUUCUAACUGACAUCACCUACUACAUCUGACGACUCUUAAGCCCUUCCAGUGGAGCCUGCCUCUAGUUCUCUCCAGCGUGGUUCAUACCCUAACCAUCACAUUCUGCAGUUCCCAUAAUGCUUUACAUUUGGUGUCUCUCUUAGUUUAAAUAAUUUGUAUUAUCGUGUGUUGUUGGUUUGCCAUUUUUCAAACAUGACAGUGGAAUGGCCUGACCAGCUAUUAGUUUGGGGUGGGGGUGGGAGGGAAUUGCUUGGUAAAAUUCCUUAAUGUUUAAGGGAAAGUAACUUUCAAAGAAUUUUCAAAAAAGCUUUAUAGAGAUUCUUUUAAAAUUUCAUAACAAUUGAAUGAAAAGUUGUAUUCAAGGAAGUUGUAAAUCAUGAGUAAUUUUGCACGCUUAACUUUAAUAGCAUGGUUUGGUCAGGGCAAUCAAUUUCAGGUUUUAUUUUCCGAGUUAAAAUCUAUUCUCACAGUAUUUUUUUUUUUUUUUUUUUUUACUUUCCAGGCAGUUAGAAACUUUCUGUUUUGAGUUAACAUUUACAUUAAUUCCCAUUGCUAUUCCUCAAGGGAUAUUCAUUUUCAUAAUUUCAUAUGGAUAUUCUUAUAAUCUAUUUUUUCAUUUUUUUGCCAAUAAAAUUGCUAGGGACAAAGAUGUGUAAUGUUUUUAAUCUUCCUUGUGAAACACUAUUUAUAGUGUCUUACAGAAAUUGUUUAUAGAUAAUGGUCAUCACACUUUUUGAGCCUAAAGUAUGUUUAGGUGCUAGAAAACCUUGUAUUUUUCAGAGGAAUGCCAAAUUUCCAUUGGCAAUAAUACAGAAAACAGCUGCAGAGAUGGUCAUUAGGGCAAUGAGAGAAUGAUUCGUAGCCUAAAAAUGUGUGUGUACUUAGGGGUCAGAUUUUAAUGAAUAUUUUACCCACAAUAACUGCCUAUUUUGUUAUAA